Messenger RNA from Brassica napus (rape), 906 nucleotides. RefSeq lists its product as uncharacterized. The record is from RefSeq and is a predicted model, not a curated record. The transcript is spliced from 2 exons. NCBI's taxonomy places the organism in Eukaryota, Viridiplantae, Streptophyta, Magnoliopsida, Brassicales, Brassicaceae. The coding region runs from base 1 to 906 and encodes 301 amino acids.
AUGUCGAAAAUCUCAAACCUAGACUAUGCUGCCCUUAAUCUCCCCGGAGACAACUAUUUGCAUUGGGCACUUGACACAAAGAUUGACUUGUGGUCAAAGGAACUCGGUGAUGCUAUCAUCGAGGGCAACAAUGAGACUGAUACGAAUCAGUACAGGGCUAUAAGUAUUAUACGCCACCAUCUCAUUGAGGGUCUAAAAGAUCAGUACCUCACCAUGGAGAAUUCACUAGACCUUUGGACCGCUUUACAGCGACGAUAUGAUCACCAGAAAACGGUGCUAUUACCAAAGGCUAAACAUGUGUGGAAGAAUCUCAGAUUCAUGGACUAUAAGUCUGUGGAUGAAUACAAUUCAAUAUUGUUUAAGAUAGUCUCAAUGAUGAGACUUUGUGGUGAGGAAGUAACCGAGAAAGAGUUGCUUGAUAAAACAUUCUCCACGUUCCAUUCGACGAAUGUGUUGCUGCAACAACAGUAUAGAAAGAGAGGCUUCGCCUCAUACACUGAUCUGAUCUCGUGCCUACUCCUGGCCGAGGCUAAUAAUGAACUCCUGAUGAAAAACAGUGAGAUGGGACCCAUAGGAACAACAACAUUACCAGAAGCCAAUGAGGCUGAAAAGAAAGAUCCCAAAGACUAUGGCCGUGGCCGAGGCAGUUAUGGCCGUGGUCGAGGCGGCAUAUCCAAACCGUCUAACUCGACCAAAUCAGCUUGUCACAGAUGCAGGAUGAGUAACCAUUGGGCCAAGAAUUGUAGAACCCCUAAACAUCUAUGUGAGCUCUAUCAAGAGAACCUUAAGAACAAGAACCCGGAAGCCCAUAUGGUUCAUGAUACCGGGUAUGAUGCUGAUGUUGAUUCCGACCUUGAAAAGGACGACCUCUUGGAUUUUGAGACUUCUGAUUGUCUCAAAGACUAA